AACUGUCCUCAGUGUUGGGAAUUUAUUGCGCGAGUUAUCACGUAAAAUUUGCAACAGAUUAAAAAUUAAAACUGUUUCCAUAAGCAUAAGCAAUCAUAAGUGAUUUUUAAAAAAUCAAGAUGCCAACCGAAGAACCAUUUUGCGGAUACACAUUGCUGAAAGUAGGCGAUUACUACAAAGAGAACAUAAACGGGUACGCAGAUAUCACGGUAUGUUUCAUUGGAUCAAUUUUCAAUCUAUUCAACAUCCUGGUAUUUACAAGGAAAAACAUGAUUUCACCGGUGAACCAGAUAUUCACUCAUAUUGCCUUCACAGAUUUAGCAGUGUUAUUAGCAGCCAUUCCCGGCUCAUUCAUUCAGCGCAUUCAUAGUGGCGGUCUAGUUCAGGAAGGAUGGACUUUCACACAGGCGAUAAUUUCUGUAACCUGUAAUGAUCUCAUAACCACGUUUCAUCUUGUGUCAGUAUUUCUCACAGUACAAUUGACGAUAUGGAGAUACAUUGCUAUAGCUCAUCCAUUCGAAGUACGUCGAUGGUGUCAUAUGAAAAUUACAUGCAAAGUGAUAAUUACGGGAUACGUAAUGUGCGUUUUUCUGGCCAUUCCGACAUAUUUGACACGAGAAAUUGCAUCGACCAGUGGUAAUCGAAAACCUAUUUAUACGGUUAAUUCGACUCUGUUUUCGUUAUCGUUCAUUACAUAUGGAAUUUUGGGAGCGUUGUUGCCAGCUAUCGUUCUGACUGUGUUCGGUUUGAAAUUGCUCAUCACCUUAUUAGCAAGAAAAAGUUCAACUUCAUUCUCAAAUACUGAAAACAAUAUGAGAAGUGGUAAAACUAAAGAAGUCGACCGAUCGAUCAUGAUAUUGUUCACAAUUCUGGCACUAUUUUUAACCGCCGAAUUCCCCAGAGCAAUUAUUUAUUUACUGGCUAUGAUUUACAAUGUUAGAGUGAAUGCGAUGAAUUACCAAUGUUACCUUUCGUUGAUACAGAUAUUUAAUUUUAUAUGCUAUAUUAAUAAGUCGCUUCCAUUUUUGGGAUAUUACACGAUGAGUCAGCAGUUCAGAGACACUUUUAAAUCUCUGUUUAAUUGCUCAUGUUCUUCACAGUUGGAAAGUAUUUCUAAUGCAGAAAAUUGUAGGUAACAAAAAAGCUGGAACGAGUUCGGAAUCUACUAGAGCUUAUAUUGAGAAAAUUUUAAGAUCUUCAUGAGUAUAAUUCAGUCAUUGCAUUUGAUCACGCUCUGAAUACAUUUUAAGUAAUCCACUCAAAAAUCCAAAGAAUCUCUCCGGAUCUGAUAUCAGAUCUGAACAAACAGGUCUGAUCCGGCCAUCAGAUUCAAGUCAAGUCAGAUUCAAUCACUAUCAUUAAAGGUGUAGAUUAAUGUUCAGCAAUUCUUCAAAUUACACUUGAAUAAUACUUAUUAAUAAGUAGGUACCUACCUAACAGUAUGUUUAAUCUACGCCCACUAUAAUUAUAAGUCAAAUUGAAUCCUUUUUUUUUUUAUUCAACAAUGAUAUUGAUACCUAUCUAUUCUUUAUCACGUAAUCCAUUAAU
Planococcus citri (citrus mealybug) is the source of this 1548-nucleotide messenger RNA. Its product is annotated as sex peptide receptor-like. NCBI's taxonomy places the organism in Eukaryota, Metazoa, Arthropoda, Insecta, Hemiptera, Pseudococcidae. Gene Ontology annotation, molecular function: G protein-coupled peptide receptor activity. Bases 120 to 1136 code for a protein of 338 amino acids. Gene Ontology annotation, biological process: G protein-coupled receptor signaling pathway. Gene Ontology annotation, cellular component: plasma membrane. The transcript has 2 exons. The record is from RefSeq and is a predicted model, not a curated record.